UCAACUUUCAUAAAUCGUAAUUAACCUACCUUCUUAGCUUCAAACUUUAAGCCAUAUAUAUAACAUUCUUUUCACACCCUCCAAAAAGAAUUUCUAAAUAUGGAAGGCUUAUAUUCAAUAUAUUCUCUAGCUCGUAGCAUUCUCCUAAUAUUAUUUCUCUCCACUUCCUCCAUUACUUUAAUCUCCGCCCUUGACAAAACAAAUGUGGAAUUCAUCAGAACAUCAUGCAGUUUGACAAGUUACCCUACACUCUGCUUCAACUCUCUGUCUACUCAAUCAGGUGCUAUCCAAACAAGCCCUAAUCUGCUAGCCCAAACAGCUCUAUCAGUCACCCUUGACACCACCCGCACCACAUCCACAGCAAUGGUAAAAUUGUCACAAGUACAUGGCAUGGCUCCCCGGGAGGUUUCUGCCAUGAAAGACUGUAUUGAGUUGCUGAGUGACACGGUGUACGAGUUGAAAAGGUCACUUGAUGAGAUGAGUCGACCGGGUUCUAAAGAUUUCAGGUUGGUGAUGAGUGAUAUACAAACAUGGGUGAGUUCUGCAUUGACGGAUGAAGAUACGUGCUCUGAAGGAUUUGUUAAUGAUCCGAAAAUGAAAAGGGUGGUGAGAGGAAAGAUUGUGAAUGUCGCCCAUUUAGCUAGUAAUGCUUUGGCUUUGAUCAACAUCUAUGCUUCUUCUCUACACGGAUAGCAUAUAUAAGAUGCAGAAUUUUAUUUUUGUUGCCUUGUAGUAAUUUGUGAAUGGCCUUGAUUGCAAAUGCAACGUAUUAUUGAGAGAAGUUAUUAAUUUGAAAUUAUUGUCAUGUAUUAAUAAUCUCUUGAGGAUAUUAUCAUUUCUUGUAUUGCUUUUA
This is a messenger RNA of Lactuca sativa (garden lettuce), 853 nucleotides long. Its product is annotated as 21 kDa protein. Lineage: Eukaryota; Viridiplantae; Streptophyta; Magnoliopsida; Asterales; Asteraceae. Gene Ontology annotation, biological process: negative regulation of catalytic activity. Gene Ontology annotation, molecular function: enzyme inhibitor activity. The record is from RefSeq and is a predicted model, not a curated record.